Messenger RNA from Paraglomus brasilianum, 1281 nucleotides. NCBI's taxonomy places the organism in Eukaryota, Fungi, Glomeromycota, Glomeromycetes, Paraglomerales, Paraglomeraceae. The record is from the annotation of a GenBank genome assembly.
AUGGAAUUUGGUCCAGAUCGGAAAGUGAAGAAGAUCAAACCAAAUGAAAUUAAUGAGGAGGCGAAACCCGUUCCGAGUGAUGUCUCACAUGAUUUGCAGUCUCAGGCUCAACAACGAACUCCCGAACGUCAAUUCAGUCCAUUAACUACUAGUGAAACGGAAGCGGAAAUAGCUUACAGUGAUUCGUGCGACGAAAAAAUCUCCUCAACUUCCCUUACAAACUUCUUCAAGACUUCGCAACAGUCAUUUACAGAGUCCGAAAUAGAUACAGCCAAGACAGUCGACUCAAGUAUCUCUUGUAUUAGUAGAGAACAAAAACCAAAGAACCCCAGAAAAUACAUCAACCGUGACAUUGCAGACGAAGUAUUGAAAGCCUACCAAACACGUGUUCUACCAGGCGAAAGGUUGAUGUACAAUGGUGUUGAUAUACUGGAUUUUGCCCGAUCAACAAUGAAGAAAAAUGACUCUGCAAAAAGUUCCCUUUCCAUUAAUGUUGUCAAUAUUCACAACAACGACUGUGUUAAAUUUUUAUCUCCGAAUUUCAAAAAAUUUAUUGCAGACCAAAUUCAAGAUUACGAGAGUGAUGCUGUCUAUUUUGCUGAUGGGCGAUACAUUGACAAAUUCGUGAUGGAUUGUGAUAGGGAGGCAUUACAUUUCUUGGAAAAAUUCAACGAGAUAGGAGAUUUGGAAUCUCUGGCGAAAUGUUUGGAUGAGAACCCAAUCAAAAGCGCGUAUGUUUGGACCCCGUUGCUCGGAAAUGCAUUUCUUGGGAGGGAAGAUUUAAAAUUAAGCUGUGGUGAGCUGGCGUCUAGAUCGUACGAAAAGCUUAAGGAAGUGUUGAAUAAUGCCAACCGAAGUGCCCCUAAACUCGAUGGCAAAGGAUUCUUUAAAUCCUUGGGCACUGAAAUAAUAGCUCAAGAAGACGGAGUCUUAAAUACACAUAACAAAAGAACGGGCGAUCUACAAAAAUUGGAGGUUUGCUCUAAAGUAAUUCUUACAACUCUAUUCUUUGCGUUGCCAUCCAACUCCAAGGCCGACAUUACCGAUAUAGAGACAUAUAGCCUUCAGUCGAAUGGAUUUCGACUUAAGAUCUCCGCGUCCAAGUAUCUUUUCGAAGAUACUAUAGUAACAAUGGAUUUGCAACACAUAGAGGUCCCAAAGACCGUGGAGGGAUUUUCAAAGUUAGUGGUGGGCGUAAAAUCAAUUCUGUCCUGGAAGGAGCGAACAAGAAAAAAUACGGCAUCAUUAUACAGUGCUUUAAACAAAGCCACCAACGUUUGA